This is a messenger RNA of Suillus subalutaceus, 600 nucleotides long. RefSeq lists its product as uncharacterized. The record is from RefSeq and is a predicted model, not a curated record. The transcript is spliced from 2 exons. The coding region runs from base 1 to 438 and encodes 145 amino acids. NCBI's taxonomy places the organism in Eukaryota, Fungi, Basidiomycota, Agaricomycetes, Boletales, Suillaceae. Gene Ontology annotation, molecular function: hydrolase activity.
AUGCCUGACGAAGCUCUUGUCCUCACGUACAUCAUCUCGCAAUCUACCCUGCCGAGGCCAGGUCACAUCGUACUCUUCUCCCCAGACGCAGACCUCACUUACGCCUCCUCCACCUCCGUACCUCACGACAUCAUACCUCUAUCAAGUUACCAAGCCUGUUCUUCUCAAUAUCUAGGCAAUUUCCCUGCCAACGACCCUCUAGCAUCAGGCAUCUUAAUUCCAUUCACUGCAAGCUGGCCGAAGACAUUGGUGAUGACCGGCACAGCUGAUAAUGUUGCUGAGAGCUCACGGAAAAUCGUGAGUGGUAUCCAAGAUGCGGGCGGGAUAGCUGAGCUUGUGGAGUAUGCGGAUUUGACGCAUGGGUGGUGGAUGUUUCCUCAUGUCUUUCCUCAGUCGGACGAUGGGCUGGAGAGGCUUGCAGUUUUUGUAUACAAUUAAAUGGAUUGUAGAUUAGCGUGUGCAUGUAACUCGAUGACGAUUGUACCUUCUGCUGCAAAGCAAUCUAUCGUGGUCAUCCAGGGCACUUUCGGAUUUCUGCCGUUGUACUUACUAGCAGCACCGAAGUUAGUCGGAGUCUGUCUGAGCAAAACACCAUCACAC